AUGGUUGAAGGAAGUUGUCUUUGCGGCAGUGUGAGGUUCACUCUCGACAUUGAUCCUGGGGCUGCGGAAACACAAACAAAAGCAUGCCACUGCCGCCCUUGCCGCAAAAUCACGGGGGCAUUCACCUCUCUCAACUUGACCGUUCCCUCGAAAGCAUUCGCCCUCACAAACGGCAGCUUGAAGACGGUCAAGACAACUCACGCCGAUGAAGGAUUCGAAUUUGCCUUGGCCUUCUGUCCGGACUGUGGGAGUCCCAUCUACGCCGUACCGUACUGGGCAGGGCCGCAAGAUAUUCUCGUGAUCCAGGUGGGCACGCUCGACGAUGCCGACGUGCUGGAGAAAGUGCCGGCUGUGGAGAUGAAUGUGAAGCAUCGACUCGGGUGGGUUAAGGAUGUUGAGGGGGCUGAACAGAAGGAAAAAUAUGUAUGA
Messenger RNA from Fonsecaea erecta, 429 nucleotides. RefSeq lists its product as hypothetical. Gene Ontology annotation, molecular function: carbon-sulfur lyase activity. NCBI's taxonomy places the organism in Eukaryota, Fungi, Ascomycota, Eurotiomycetes, Chaetothyriales, Herpotrichiellaceae. Bases 1 to 429 code for a protein of 142 amino acids. The transcript has 2 exons. The record is from RefSeq and is a predicted model, not a curated record.